UUCCUCCUUAAUAAACCCUCCACUUUACCUUUAUUACCAUUUUGGCAUUUAUUUUCUUCUUCCCAAAUUUCAUAAUCAUGUUCUUCGUGAACCCCACCCAUCUUUCAUAAUCUCAUAACCUAAUUGCGUCUAUAAACUUGUAUAUAUACAAUAAUUUCGAUUUGAAUUCAAAUACAUACCAUUAUUUCCAUCAAUGGAUCCAGCAGAGCUCCGCCGCGUCUUCCAAAUGUUCGAUCGCAAUGGCGACGGGAAGAUCACGAGACAAGAACUGGCAAAAUCGUUAGAAAAUUUGGGGAUCUACAUUCCGGACGACGAUCUGGUGCAGAUGAUCGAUAAAAUCGAUGUGAACAGAGACGGAUUUGUGGAUAUGGAUGAGUUCGGCGAGCUUUAUCAGACGAUAUUGGGGGAGAGAGAUGAAGAAGAGGAUAUGAGAGAAGCGUUCAAUGUGUUUGAUCAGAAUAGAGAUGGAUUCAUCACGGUGGAGGAAUUGAGAUCUGUUUUGGGAUCGUUAGGGUUACGGCAGGGGCGGAGCUUGGAGGAAUGCAAGAUGAUGAUCAAGAAGGUGGAUGAAGACGGUGACGGAAUGGUGAACUAUAAAGAAUUCCGGCAGAUGAUGAAAGCCGGUGGCUUCGCCGGAUUGCAGCCUUGAAAUAGUUUUCAUUUUAUUAUUUCAUUUAAUUAUU
Cynara cardunculus var. scolymus (artichoke) is the source of this 683-nucleotide messenger RNA. RefSeq names its product calmodulin-like protein 3. The transcript has a single exon. Gene Ontology annotation, molecular function: calcium ion binding. Lineage: Eukaryota; Viridiplantae; Streptophyta; Magnoliopsida; Asterales; Asteraceae. The coding region runs from base 194 to 649 and encodes 151 amino acids. The record is from RefSeq and is a predicted model, not a curated record.